UGUUUAUAUCCUUCAAAUAUCUCAAAUCAAAGUGAUGUAAAGUCAGUUAAGUAAAUUAAUUGUGUCAUUGCAUUCAGUGUAAAUUCUUGUUCGUUCUUGAUUAUCUUUUGUGUUUUACUUUGAAAUUUUUUCUAAAUUUUUCAAUCCUUUUGAAUGGAUCCAAACGGCAUUCCACAAAAAAUCAAUAGGCAUGUUUUCAAAGCUUUAGGUCAUUACGUGCAACAGCAGAUUGGGCCCACUUUUACUCAGAUUUAUGAUUAUGUAAAAAAAUGCAAUAGAAACUUAAAGCCAGUAAAAAAUCUGAGGGAAAUGGUUCAUAAGUCAUUAGAAAAUUUCAUUCGAACCGGUGUUAUAUAUAAGGAUGCUUCGAACCAUUUUGGAGUUCGAUGCCCAAUAAUUGUAUCUCAGCUAAGUAAGAUGGAGCCGAAGCAAGAAAAUGAACCAACAACUUCACGAGGAGUAAGUAAGAAUAAGGACAGUAUUCGACCUCAUAUGCCUGUUAAAGGAAAAAAACGUGCUCCCAGUGAUAGCUCUCUCGAAGAGGAUAAUGAAGAGAAAGCCACAAAACGCUUCCGAGGCAGAAAAGUUACAAUUGAAAACCGCAAGGGCCGAAAUAUAGAACUGCCUCGAGUCCGGAAACACAGGAUUUCUUCCAUCACCUCUUCAGCAUCACCAAAACGACCACCGCGGAAGCGAUUAACCAAUAACAUGCCACAAAAAAUUGAUUUGAGUAAAGUGGCAGAACAUAGGAAAACCCAGAAAGGCCUAAAUUUUGACGAUUGCAGCACUGGUGAGCCUGGAGCAGAUGACCGCGAUUCAGGUGACGAAUUCUGUGUGCAUUCAUCACCCAGUUUAGGAACUACAGAUGAAAGGGGUCAAUUACCAGAUGCGUCAGAUAAUCCCACCGAGAACGUGGACCAAUGCAAUUUCAAACCGAAAAUAAUCCGUAGACGCAAAAAAAAGGUCGACGAGGAUGUCGGUAGUAAACUGAAUUUUGUUAUGUUUGACUGAAAAAAACGGUCGUUGCUUAGUAGGCGGUACCCUCACCAUUUAGAAAUCCAGAAAUGUUGUUUUGUUCUGUGUUUGUUCCAAAGUAAUUUGUUCGACUAAUGAAGAUUAUGAAUUAUGAUCCAA
Messenger RNA from Hermetia illucens (black soldier fly), 1134 nucleotides. RefSeq lists its product as uncharacterized. Bases 154 to 1011 code for a protein of 285 amino acids. The record is from RefSeq and is a predicted model, not a curated record. NCBI's taxonomy places the organism in Eukaryota, Metazoa, Arthropoda, Insecta, Diptera, Stratiomyidae. The transcript is spliced from 6 exons.